AAGGGAGCAAAUCCAAUAGCAUAGAAGCAGUUUUUAUGUUACUUUUUGGUUUGCUGAUCUUUUCUCAUCAUCAUCCAAUGCCAAACCCACCUUCCAAAAAGUGAGAAAAAGGGUGCUCAGAAGAGAUCGUAUCCAAAAUCUUGCUGCCCAAUUGCCACCUACUACUCAACUUUGAUCUUUCUGAACAGGCAAGUUGAGUGUUUUGUGGUUGUCUUUCUCUGUAGGAAGUUUGGCCUUGUAAAAGAAAAAGGAAAAGAUUGAAAGAAAGAUCUGAGUUUUAUUCUGUUUUGAUGGGAGCUUGCUGGAGCAAUCGCAUAAAGUCUGUCAGUCCAUCUAGCACAGGAGUUAAUUUGACGAGUGCCAGCACAAAUGGAAACAAUUUGAGUGGUUCAAGCAGGAGGGUUUCUUCAGCUUCUAUACCACAAACUCCUCGGAGCGAGGGUGAGAUUUUGCAGUCUUCAAAUUUAAAGACUCUGACCUUCAGUGAGCUCAGAACAGCUACCAGAAACUUCCGGCCAGACAGUGUCAUAGGAGAAGGUGGGUUUGGUUCUGUCUUCAAAGGAUGGAUUGAUGAACAUUCACUUACAGCUACCAAGCCUGGUACUGGCAUUGUAAUUGCUGUUAAGAGGCUCAAACAAGAAGGGUUCCAGGGUCACAAGGAAUGGCUGGCUGAAAUCAACUAUCUUGGACAAUUUCAUCACCCUAAUCUUGUAAAGUUGAUUGGUUACUGCUUAGAAGAUGAGCACCGGCUUCUAGUAUACGAGUUCAUGGCACGGGGUAGCAUGGAGAAUCAUUUAUUCAGGAGGGGUUCGCACUUCCCACCACUUUCUUGGGGCAUCCGGAUGAAGGUCGCACUUGGUGCUGCCAAAGGACUUGCCUUUCUCCACAAUGCCAAAACACAAGUCAUAUAUCGCGACUUUAAAACUUCAAAUAUCUUGCUUGAUUCGAAUUACAAUGCAAAACUAUCUGAUUUUGGGUUAGCUAGGGAUGGACCAACUGGUGACAGGAGCCAUGUUUCCACUAGGGUCAUGGGAACCUAUGGAUAUGCUGCUCCAGAGUAUCUAGCCACAGGUCAUUUGACUGCCAAGAGUGACAUAUACAGCUUUGGAGUUGUUCUUCUGGAAAUGUCAUCUGGCCGACGAGCUAUAGACAAGAACAGGCCAUCUGGAGAACACAAUCUGGUGGAGUGGGCAAAACCUUACCUAACCAACAAACGUAGGAUAUUCCGUGUACUAGACACCCGUCUCCAAGGCCAAUAUUCAUUAAACCGGGCUCAAAAGGCAGCUAACCUUGCACUUCAGUGCUUAGCUGUGGAACCCAAGUUAAGGCCAAGCAUGGAUGAGGUGGUAACAGUGCUUGAGCAGCUUCAGGAGCCAGGUGAAAUGUCAAAAAGCGUUCAGAAGGAACGCCAUGUAAAAUUGUAAAUGCUCAUAACCAUUCCAAUGGUAAAGCUGUUGUAUAUAUUACCUAAAAUAUGAAUGUUUUCCUAAGUGUUCUUGAAUGAUUUUUGUGAACACAAGGUUUGUAAUAGUAUGCAUGGUGCAAUUUCCUUUUUUUCCUGGAUUAGUAUAUUGAUGCAAAUGUCUCAGUCGAGAUGAAUUUGUA
This is a messenger RNA of Durio zibethinus, 1605 nucleotides long. Its product is annotated as receptor-like cytoplasmic kinase 176. Gene Ontology annotation, molecular function: protein kinase activity; ATP binding. NCBI's taxonomy places the organism in Eukaryota, Viridiplantae, Streptophyta, Magnoliopsida, Malvales, Malvaceae. Gene Ontology annotation, biological process: protein phosphorylation. The record is from RefSeq and is a predicted model, not a curated record.